GAUUCGAAACCCUAAACCUACAACCUGCUACUUCUGCGAAAUCAAAAGCGAAUCAGGCUUUAAACUUGUAACCAUCGAAUCUGUCAAUCAAAUCUGUUGAUAUAUCCAUUCAAUGGAUGCCGAACCUAGAACUGGGCAUACGAACUGGAAGGUACCAGAAGUUAUACCCAAAGUCAUAGAUCUAGAGUCUAUGGAGAUCGAGGAUAAGAUUGAAGAAAAGAGUGGUGACUACCUGCCAAUGUAUAUCCACAUUGGUGGUAGUUUUAAACACGACCGCGAUGGUAACCUUAGAUAUGUUGAUGGGGAGUGUGAUACAUGGCAAGUGAAUUCGGAGUUGUUAACAGUUUGGGAGUUUUAUGAGAAAGUUAGAAUUGGUAGAUAUGAUGUUGAUCUAGUGGAAGGUAUUUAUUAUCUUGAACCAAGCAAAUCACUGGAUGAUGGUUUAAAGCAAAUUAUUGGAGACGACACAGUUAGGGAAGUGUUGGAUGUGAUGAAGGGACAUGGUGAAGUUCAUAUAUAUGUGGAUCACAUCCCCAACUUUGCUGAAAUAGUUCCUGUAUCUCCUGUUUUAAUGCUCCCAGCACCUGGUGAUCCUUUAAAACCUGAUGGUGGGGUUUGUAGUGAUGCUAGUGGUGGGGUUUGUAGUGAUGCUGGUGGUGGGGUUUUUAGUGAUGCUGGUGGGCUUUGUAGUGAUGCUGGUGAGAGUAGGAUCAAUGAGGAUGAGGCAUUUCAUGAGGUUGGUGAAAGGAGGGACAAUAACAGUGAUGAACAAGAUGGAAUAUUUAAUGAGGCUGGUAGUUCUAGGAGCACAAAACAUGAGGACCACUUUGUUGCUGGUAAUAGUGAUGUCCAGAAUGAUUGUUUUCCUCAACAACCUGAUAUAGAUAAUGUUGAAGAACCUAAGGAAAAUGAGUAUGAGCAUGGGCUUGAGGAUUUUCCUGAGUUGUCUGACAAUGAAGAUGAGGAGACUAUUCUAGCAAGGGAUAAUUUGAGGCAUUACAGUUCGACUCAACAGCAUACUGAUAAUAUAAACAUUGCUAUUCAAGGUGAGGAUGAUGCAGAAAUACACUCUGGUGAUGAAGUAAGUAACCAAACCACAAGUGAUGAAGAGGACAGUGAAGCAGAACAUGGUGUCAGAAGAAAAGCAAGGCAUCCUAUCUUUGAUGAAAGUGAAGGCAACCAGGAAAUUGAGCUUGGUAUGAUAUUUCUUAAUAAGAAACAAUUCAAGAAAGUUGUGGGUCAAUUGAGCAUCAGGGAAGGGAGAGAGAUUACAUGGAAAAAAAAUGAUAAGCUCCGGAUGAGGGCAGUGUGCAAGAAUGAGAAAUGUGAUUGGAAGAUUCUACUGGCGAUGGACACUCCUACAAAUUCUUGGAUGGUAAAAACUUUCUAUAAUAGUCACACAUGCUCGAGGACUGUUACAAAUAAAGUUUGCACAUCAUCUGUUGUUGUUGAUCAUCUGGUUAAGACAAGAGGAGUAUCUUCCUUGCAUAUGAAUAGAGGAGAUGUUUUUGAGGCAAUUCGGGAUGAUUUAGGUGUGGAGUUGACACCUGUGCAACACAAGAAGACAAAGGAUAAGUUGAAGAAGAAAUUUGAAAGUGUUUCUAAUGCUGAAUACAACAGGUUAUUUGAUUAUGCAAAUGAGCUUAGGUCAAAAGAUCCAGAAGCAAGCAUUGUGCUUCAAUGUUGUAGACAAUCAACAGAUACAACUCCUACAUUCUUAAGGAUGUACGUCUGUUUUAGUGUGUUGAAGAAGGGAUUUCUUGCUGGAUGCAGACGUGUAAUAGGAGUUGAUGGUGCAUUCCUCAAAGGUGCCUACAAAGGAGAGUUGCUGAUUGCUGUUGGACGGGAUGCAAACAAUCAAAUGUACCCGAUAGCUUGGGCUGUAGUGGAGGUUGAGAAAAGGGAGACAUGGGAAUGGUUUUUUGAAGAACUGAGGAAAGAUUUGCUCAUGGGUGAUGGAAGCAGGUUUUGCAUUAUGUCUGACCAAUAAAAGGGACUUGUUAAGGCUGUGGAGGAGCUCUUCCCAUGUGCUGAACACAGGUUCUGUGCUAGACAUAAGUACAACAAUUUUAGGAAGUAGCAUAAAGGCAAGGAGCUGCA
Rubroshorea leprosula is the source of this 2100-nucleotide messenger RNA. The record is from the annotation of a GenBank genome assembly. NCBI's taxonomy places the organism in Eukaryota, Viridiplantae, Streptophyta, Magnoliopsida, Malvales, Dipterocarpaceae.